AUGCCUUGGACUUCAACUGAAUCAUUUUUAAAAGGUAAAAUUAUCAAACCUUUCUUACCAAAUGAGAAACAUCCAAACUUGAGAAAUCCUCAUUUUCAACAUUUAUACCCAGGGGAUCAAGUGUUAAUUUUUGAAAUUAAAGAUUCAAAAUGGGCAAGAGGUUAUGUUUUUAAAAAACCCAUGCCACAUGAUUAUGUUGCUGCUUCUUUUAGUUUAAAUGAUUUACCAGUUCGAAAGGAAGAGAUUUUAAUUUUUCCAUUAAAAUAUGUUAAAAUCACCGAUGAAAUUCCAUUUCCAAAAUUACAGAUUAAUCAAGAUUUCAACAACAUUGUCGAUUCUAAUCAAAUACCUUCAAUCAAACAAUCUGAAUUGAAUUAUCAAGAAGCAACUGAUGGAAAUGCUCAAGGCAAUACAGAAGUUACCUCAUUACCAAUUCCAUCAUUACCAAUCAAUUUAGAUGAAAAUGAAAAUUUAUAUGAUGAAAUUAAAUUUUCCUUAGAAUUAUUGACCUCACAAAUUUUUGCAUUGUAUUCCAUGGGUGAAUUCAAAUUAUUCAAUAAAUUGUCAUCCAUUUACCUUGAUUUAUAUGAAACUAGAACAAAAUUAAUGUAUGAUUUAUUAACAAAAGAGGAAACUCAAAUUGCAAGGGAAAGUGCCAACUUUUUAUUAAAUAAGAUUUCCAAAAAAUUGGCCUCAAAAUCUGCUAGAAUGAGUUCUGAAUCUCAUGAUUUGGAAAAUGAAGGUAAUGAUGUUGCUGGUUAUAAAUCUAUCUUAUCAAGAGAUUCAAAUACUGGUACAUUAUUAAAUUUAAAGAAUUCUACCCCAUCAAGAAUCGCUUUGAAUAGUGAAUGUGAAGCUUUGGUUCCAAAAUUCCCGAUUAAUGCUCACAAUAAUGCAUAUUCAUAUUCAUUAAAGCCACCACCAAACAAAAAAUUUAAUCAUGAACCUCCGUCACAUAUUUUGGUUGAUUUUAGAUCUGUUUCAGGAUCAUCUGGUUAUUCCCCUCCUGGAUUUGCAGGUACAACUGCUUAUAUGUAUUUGAGAAAUUCUAAAAAGAGAUUAACUGAAGCAUUUGCCGUUCAUACUGAUUCAGUUGAUGAUUUAGUUCAUGUUGAAAAAAUUAGUGCUGCAAUGUUUAGAAAUGUUCCAGCAACUGAAAUUAUUAAUAAUAGAGUUUAUUUAGUUGCAGUUCUAACGGAGGAAAUUGAUUUGAACUUGAAAUCAAAUAAUCAAAUACCAACUUUAAAAAGAGUUAAAAAAGGAAUUGCAGCUGGUGUUGCUGAUAUUACUAGAAUUUUUUCACAAAAUGAAGGUUCAUUAACCUCAGGAGAAGCUCAUAAUUUUUCAAUUAAAUUAUUUGGAUCGUAUUUACCGAAAAAGGGAACAACAAGAGGGACUUCUGAUAAAACUGCUGAAAAUAAUGGUUGGGGUGAAUUAGUUGAUAGAAUUAUUGCUGGUUCAAGUCAUGGAGUUGCAAUUAAUCCAAGAGCAGAAAAAUUAGUUGUUACAGUUAAAGAAUUUAAACAUCAAUUUAAUGGAACUUCGAGCGAUCAAAUUUCAUUAACUGCUCCAAUAGCAAGAAUUAAACCAAUAUUUUAUGAUCCAUUAGCAGAAAAUUAUGAAAGGAUUUAUUUGAAAAUGGGGAAAGUUGUAUUGUUAAACAAUAAUUUGAGGGAAGAUUUAUUAACAUUUGAAGUCAGCACACCUAACAAUGAUUUGAUUACAUUUGCAAAAGCUUCAAAUCAACAAGAAAAGAGGUAUUGGCAAUUUAUUUCAGUUUUUCCAGGAGAAGUCAUUGGAGAGAUUAUUAAAGUUAAUAAUGUUGCAAUGAAAAAUAAAAAAAUAGCCGUGGAAGAUCAUAUUAUAUUGAGUCUUUUCCUUAAUGGUACAUUAAUUGGAGAAGGUAAAUUAUUGUACAAAUCUGGAAAUAGAUUAGUUGAAUUCAAUAAAAGAAAAACUCAUACAAUUGAAAUUAAAUCAUCUGGACAGAACAUUCCAGUCGCACAUAUUGAGUUAAGCACAGAAUAUGUUGGUAAGAUUUAUAAUUCUGAUGUUUCUAUUGAUAAUCUUUUUAAAUAUGAAAGUUUGUUUAAUCAAGGUAUAAAUGGGGUAAACUCAUUGUCGAAUUCAUUAAAUGCUUUUACAAAAUUGGAUAUAUCACAAUUAGUUAAAUAUUUUCCAGAAUUAUUAACUUCAUUAUAUGGUAUUGUUGACAUUUCAAAUCAUGAAACUGGAAAUGAAAUUGAGAUUUUGAAAGAUAAUACAUUUAAAGCAAUUAUUCAUUUAUUAGAUACAUUGUUUGGAAAACAAGAUCAAUAUUUACAUUUAGUUGACGAUUUUUUAUCAAAAUUUAAAAGACUGGACGUUGUUGGUAUAUUUUUAUUAGACAAAUUGACUGAAGUUUUCGCUAAUGCCAAUGUCAAUUGGAAUUCGUUAUCUAGAUCAGUCUGUAGAACUAUGGCAAUAUUAAUGAGAUUGGCGAUAGGAUCAAUAAACUCAAACAAUCACAGAGAUGCUUAUUUCCAAUCUUUGAAUAGUUUGUUUAAAGCUGUUGCUUAUUUCCUUUCAGUUGAAUCUGUUGGAUUAAUUGAUGAUCAAGUUUUGAUUUUAGAUAUUAUUGACUAUGUGUUUGCUUUCCGUACAAAUAUGGAGGAUUCUAAAAUUUUACAAUUAAUGAUUACUUUUAUAAAUUCAUUGGGAGUUAGAGGAACUGGUGCUGACGAAUUGAAUUAUGAUGGAUCAGCUAAGAGUAAAAGUAAAGAUCAUAAAUUAGUUAUUAGCAAGUUGUUGUUGAUAUUAAGAUUAUUACAUACAUCAUUAGUUGAUAAUAAGGAAACUAGAAGCAUUUUAAUUUCAAUGUCAGUUCAAUGGGUCAUGGAAGUAUUCUUGGGUCCAACAGAUGUUGAAGCAACAAGAUUGGGUUGUAGUAUCAUUAAUUCAGUUUGUACAAUCAUGUGGGAAAGAAUUAUACCAUAUAAAGAUGAAGACGAAAUAGAAUUAUGUUAUUCGUUGGCUAAAUUCUUACCACCGCUCUCAAGAACUUUUAUUAAAUACAAUAAAUUCACAAGAGGUAAUGAGUUUUUCAAACCAAAGAGAAAUUUCACUCAAUUGUUUCCUGUCACAUAUCCUUUCAACACUUUUACAAUUGAUCAAGUUGUUAAUGAUGAAGUUAUGGUUGAAGUUUUGGUUGAAUUAGCUGUUUGUUUUAGUUUUGUUGCAAGAGUUGGUAAAGAAGCUGCAGGUAAUGAAGGAUAUGAUAAAAUUUUAAACACUACUUUGAAAAAUGAUUAUUUUGAUCCUGAAAAAUAUUUAGCUAAUAAUUUUCAAACAGAAGAUUUAUUAACAGUUAUAUCUGGUAUUAAAUAUAUAAGACAAGGUAAGUAUUUCCCAGAAGAUAAAUGGUUGUCUUUAUAUUCGGUUAUUAUUGAUGGAUGUCUUUGUGCAUUGGAAUUAAUUAGACCUUUGAUUUUAACCUAUCAAUUACCUCCUAUUGAGCAAGCAGAAGCUUUUGAUAGAAUACUUUGGGGAAAUUAUCUUAAAACUUUAAUGAAGUUAGCAGUAUUGCCUGUUGUUGCUGUUGAACAUUUGUCUACUGUACCCAAAAAAGCAUGUGCUGCUAUCACUAAUGAUGUUAGAAAUAGAGCAGCUUACUUAAUCAACGAGGCUUGGGAUUCAUUAGCUUGGGAAUCAACAGAAGAAGAUGUUAUUAGAUUUAGUUUAAAUAAAUUUGGUGGAUACCAAGUUGAAUUUAUUAAUGAAGAGUUUGGUAUAAUUCCUGAAUUAAUGAUAUUUGGUUUACAAAGAAAUGUUGAAUGUCAAUCUGUAGCUGUUAAAAUAUUAUGGUCAAUAAUUAUAUCAGAAUACAUUUUGAGUGAUAAUCUUAAAGAAGUAGAGAAACAAUGUUUACUUGGUCUUUAUGAUAUUUAUCAAAAAGUUGGUUAUAAUCCAAGUAAAGAAGAUAUGGAUAAUUUCCUUGAAAGAUUAAAAGCAACGAUAAGGUUAGAUAGAGAGGAUGAAGCUUUUAAUGUCAUAUAUGGAUUUAUCAAAAGUAUUACUGCAUUCUGUUCUACUUUAUCUUAUUAUGCAAGUGUUCCAGUUGGACCAGAAUUCGAUGAAGAUAGAGCCUUUCACAAUGUUAAAUUACGUGCUCAAAUCAAAACAGCUGGUAAACCAGAAUUGUUCAACUCAUUUAUCAAUGCAAUGUAUGAGUAUAACAUUAGUAAAAAUGAUUUUGUUCAAGGUGCUUUGAGUUUAGAAUUGAUUGCUUCAACUUAUGAAUGGGAUCAUAAUAAAAUAGUACCUGCAAGUUAUAAACCAAAAUUCCCAGAACAAACAUCAUUCGAAAGAAAAGAAAUUUUAUAUAAAAUGAUUGCAAAUAAUUUUGUAAAAGGUAAUAGUUUGGAAAAAGCUGCUGAUACAUUCAAUGAAUUAUUAGAUUCAUACAAUGAACAUACUUAUGAUUUGAAAAGUUUUGCUUAUGUUCAUAAUAAAUUAUCUCAAUUAUAUUUGGACUUAGAAUCUUCAGAUAAAUUAGAACCUUCAUAUUUUAGGGUUGAAGCUAUUGGUACAGGAUUUCCAAUGUAUAUGAGAGUAAUUUCACAAAUAUAUCAAGGAUUACCAUUUGAACAUAUUACUUCAGUUCAUGAAAGAUUAUUAAAAGUAUUUCCUGGUGCAAUUAUAGUUAGUGAUGAUAGUGAAGCUCAAAAAUUAAAAGAAGAAGGUGGUAUUGGAAGAUUUCUUUAUGUUAAAGCAGUUGAACCAGUUUUUGAAUUUUCAGACAAAUUAUUUAAUACAACUUUAGGUGUUCGUCAAUAUGCAAGAAAUAAAGAUUUAAGAUUUUUUACAAGUUUGAAAAAAAUCCCUGGAUCAACAUCAGUAUUUGAUUUAUGGACAGAACAAACUACUUAUGAAGCAUGGUUGUCAUUUCCAACUUUAAUGAAUAGAUCUUUUAUCAAAGGAUCAACAACUAUCAGAUUAUCACCAAUAGACAAUGCUAUACGAACAGUUACAAAGAGAAAUGAUGAUUUAAUUACAUUAGAGAAUUUAAUCAAUGUUGCAAUUAAAGAUAAAACUGAUUAUUCUGAAUACUUUAAUGAUUUAUCUAGACAAUUAAGUGGAACUGUUGAUGCUCCAGUGAAUGGUGGUGUAAAUCAAUAUAGAUUAUUUUUUACAGAUUCAAAAUAUCAAGAUACCGAAGAAGAUCACAAUAAAGCCAAAUUAUUAUCUAAAGCAUUCAAGGAUUUAGCAAUUAUUUUAAAUCGUUGUUUGAUAUUACAUGGUAAAUUAGUUCCAACCCAAAUGAAAGUAGCACAUACAGCAUUAUUAGAAUUGUUUCAUAAAAAUUUUGCAAUUGAAAUUGAAUCUUUGAGAUUAACAACUGAGGAUGCUCCACCAAGUCAAGUAGCACCAGCUUCAAGAGUAUCAAUUUUCCAAGAUAAAAGAUCAAAUUCUUCAAUGUUUGAUAAAUCUUCAGCAAGUAAUUACAAUUAUGCCCAAUCUCAAAGAACCGCAUCAAUUAAUGGUUCUUCAAUUGCAGGUGGUAUUGGUUCAACCAUUUCUACAACAACAGCAAGAUUAUUUAGAUCAAACACUAAUUCAUCAACAGGUUCAAAUAAAUCAAAUAAUGCAAGGUCAGAAAAUGGAAAUAGUAGUAGAUUCACUUCGAGUGGAUUUUCAAAUGGUACUACCAACAAUUAUAACAACAAUAGUAGUAACACUAGUGCUCAUAAUGGAUCAAUGCAAUAUAGUGUAGGUGGUAAUUCUCAAUUUACAAAUUUGAACCAUCAAAGAAGUAUGCUUGAAGGUAGCAAUGGACAUAGCGGUAACAAAAAAUCAAAACCCUCAGGUAUUCUGAAAUCUACUGCGGUAAACGGUACAUGGUAG
Lodderomyces pseudojiufengensis is the source of this 5883-nucleotide messenger RNA. It is a transcript of the gene DCK1, whose product is annotated as guanine nucleotide exchange factor DCK1. The transcript has a single exon. The record is from RefSeq and is a predicted model, not a curated record. Lineage: Eukaryota; Fungi; Ascomycota; Pichiomycetes; Serinales; Debaryomycetaceae. Gene Ontology annotation, biological process: small GTPase-mediated signal transduction. Gene Ontology annotation, cellular component: cytoplasm; plasma membrane. Bases 1 to 5883 code for a protein of 1960 amino acids. Gene Ontology annotation, molecular function: guanyl-nucleotide exchange factor activity; small GTPase binding.